AUGUGGGGAGGUGGAAACCAGAAUUCGGGGGGUCCAGUCGAACGAAUUACUGAUGAGCUGAUAGAUCGUUUCGUACCCGGUGGAGAAAACAGCGCGUUAGGCGAACGACUUGAUAAUAUGAUCGGUGGUAAUCCAAAUCCGACCUACGGACAAAUGCAUAAUCACUCUGGUGCAGAGCAAGGCUAUAAUCAGGGUAGUGGAUAUGGCGGUGGCCCUCCAGACAGAAAUAUGGGUCAAGCAGAAGGAAAACCAUCACCAGGACAGCGAGGUGAUGCAGCACAACUUCGUCAGUAUAAUGAUAAUAAUAACCGAACAAAACUAACAAAAGACGAACACAAUAAGUGUAAUGAAAUUAUACAUCAUCCAUCUUUAAAACAUACACCGAAAUAUGAUGGCUUUCUAGAUGCUACGAAACAAAAACAUCAAGCAUUUAAAUAA
Molecule: messenger RNA, 438 nt
Organism: Didymodactylos carnosus
Lineage: Eukaryota; Metazoa; Rotifera; Eurotatoria; Philodinida; Philodinidae
Source: the annotation of a GenBank genome assembly